This is a messenger RNA of Meloidogyne enterolobii, 1143 nucleotides long. The record is from the annotation of a GenBank genome assembly. NCBI's taxonomy places the organism in Eukaryota, Metazoa, Nematoda, Chromadorea, Rhabditida, Meloidogynidae.
AUGUAUCCUAUGAAACCUUAUAAUGAAGGAAUUGUUGUUAAACCGGCAAAAAUUGUUUAUGAAGUAUCUAGUUAUCAUAUAAAUUCUUUGACCAAAACUUCUACAAACAACUUUGAAAAUAAAAUGAGUAAAUCAGAAAUUAAAAAAGAUGAAAUAAAGCCAAAAGAAGCUACAAAAAAGUCUGAAAAGUCUCAACCAAAACAACAACCUUUAAAUUCAAAAAAUAAUGAAGUAAUUAUUAAACGUCUUUUAGAAUUAUCUAAACAGUUGGAUAUUUUUAUUGCGAAAGAAGGAGGUGACAGUAAGAAUAAGAAGAAGGAGGAAAAAUGUUUGACUGAAACAUCCCAAAAUAUUUCAAAGAAAAAAGAGAAAAAGACUGAAACAAAUAAAUCUUCUGAUGUUUCUUGUCAAAAUAAACCUUUAAAUUCUUCAACAAACAGCCAACCAACUUUACCCAAUAUUCAAGCAACACUUUUAAUUGACGGAGGAUCUAAAUUUUCUUUUAAAGAACAACCAAAAAAUUCGCCAGAUAUUUUACAUGCAAAUGUUACUCCAACUACUGAACGUUUUCCUAUUCAUAAUUAUGAAGACUAUGAAAUACGAAAAUGCUUUAUUGGAUCUAAAAUAAAUUGUAUUUUACAAGAAUUUGAUAAACCUUUGGUUAAAUUGUUCAAAAUAAUUGGUUUGAAAAGGAAUGUCUGCUUUAUUGAGAUAGGAACGAACGAAGAAAGUGUUGAACGGGAAGGGGAAGCCAUAUCGAUUGAAAUUAGUUAUGGCCAGAAAGCUAAAAUUAACGGAAAUGGCUUUGAUUUGGUUGGUGAAUUGGCUACUUGGAAAUUUAUUGGUUCUCUGCUUGGUCUUUACUCAUUCAAUGAUGCAUCUGUUUCAUUAAAGAGUGAUAAGUGGCUUUUGGAGGCUUCACUUCUUGAUAAUACUCGAAACAAUUUGGACGAACUUUCACGAAAAUUAAAUUCAUAUUUGGGUGCUAAUGACUUUUUGAGUUCGUCUCAUGCUAUUUGUCUUGCUGAUAUUAUACUUCGUUCUCGAUUUUCCAAAGAUUAUCAAUUAAUUGAAUGGAAUAAAAUUGCAGCAGCAAAUAAUGUUCAAAUUUGGGCAAAACAUAUUGAUCGUGCUCUUCUUUAA